AUGUCAGAAUUUAGUGUCCUCGCUUCAUUACCGGAGGAACACUUCCAGUGUUCGAUCUGUCUGAACAUCUUCAGCGACCCGGUUACUACACCUUGUGGGCACAACUUCUGCAAAACCUGCAUCCUCCAGCACUGGGACAACAGCGAGCUAUGCCACUGUCCGGUGUGUAAUAAAAGAUUCCAUAUGAGGCCCGAGUUCUCCACAAACACGGUCAUCGCAGAGAUUUCAGCCCAGAUAAAGAGAAGAAAGGUAGAGACGCUCGAAAGCGCUGAUGCACCGUGGAAAGUGAAGUGUGACGUGUGCCCAGAAAUGAAGUUCAAGGCUUUGAAGUCGUGUCUGGUGUGUCUGACGUCGUACUGCGAGGCUCACCUGGAGCCUCACCUGAGAGUUCCCUCCCUGAUGAGACACAAGCUGAUCGAGCCGGUGGAGAACCUGCAGGAGAGGAUCUGUGAGAAGCAUGAGAUGAUCUUGGAGUUUUUCUGCAGGGACGAACAGGUUUGCAUCUGUCUGCUGUGCUGUGAGACGGACCACAAAGACCACAAGACAGUUCCUGUAGAGGAGGAGGCACUUCUGCAGAAGGAAAAUAUUGAGUCCAAAAAAGGAACAAUCCAAGUGAUGAUUGGGGAAAGAAUGGAAAAGAUUGAUGAAUUUAGGAGUUCCUCUCUAAUGCGCCAAGUAAAAACAGACAAAGAGAUUAAAAGCACCGAUGCUCUGUUUAUUUCGCUGAUGAAUACGGUAGGAAACAUGCAAACUAAACUGAAAUCAAACAUCAACGAAAAGCUCAGAAAGUCACAAGAGAAAGAUGAAGCGAUGAUUCGAGAGCUGCACGAGGAAAUCGCAGAACUGCAGAGAAAACACUCAGAGCUGGAGGAGCUUUCACAGAAUGAAGACCACCUUCAGCUUCUGCAGUCUUUGCAGGCUCUGAGCGCCUUUUCCGACAACAAGCGCUGGUCCUCGGUCAAGGUUUACUCAGACCUGUGUGUGCAGACAGCGAGGAGAGCCAUGAGUCAUCUGGUGCACCUUUUUAAAACAGAACUGAAGACUCUGACAGAAACUGAACUCACCAGAAUGAAACAAUACAAAGAAUCCUUCUCCUUCAACCCGUCCACUGCCGGUUCCAACCUGGUGGUGACCGAGUUGGGGUCACGUCUGAAGUACUACAAAACCGCAAGCACUUCAUCAUCGGACGACUCAGAAAGGUUCAGCUGUCCCAUGGCUUUUGGAACGAAGGGCUUCGUGUCUGGCCGACACUACUGGGAGGUGCAAGUGGGCCUGAGAAACAACUGGGAUGUUGGGGUUGCCAAGGAAACGGUAGAUAGAUCAGGGAGGGCAGCAAUAAACCAGAAAAAUGGAUUCUUUGCCAUAGGAAAGAGGGGGUUUGAUUAUGAAGUUCACUGUGAAAAAUACAAAGUUCUCCACUUGUGUCCCAGGCCGAGGUAUAUCGGAGUUUAUCUAGACUACGACGAAGGCAGAGUCUCGUUCUUUGAUGUGGGUGAGAAGUUGCACAUUACUUCAUUCACCGGAGAGUCUUUCACAGAGAAGCUGUUCCCAUACUUUUACCUGCACAGCAAGGCAAAGAAAUCAGAGCCUCUGCUGAUCAGACAUAUUUAUGAACUAAAACUUCUCUCUCUCACUCACACCCUCCAACAAUCCAACUAACAACCAAACAGUGUAACAUCCCUGUCUCCUGUAAGGUAAAAACCCUUUAAAACCAACUGCAGUCACACAGAUGUCUUCAGAACAACAGUUUAAGUUGACAAAGUGUCAAUACACUCUGAAGUUACAAAUAUGAAAUUAAUAAUUGACAAUUCACUGAGUCCUGCCCCUCUUUACUUCCUGUUGCUUCACCUAUGCUGCGUGGCACAUUCAGUUUACAACACUGAUAACAGCAGUAAAUCCACCAUGUCGAGCAGAGAAACCUGUAAUAACCUGCUUCAUUCAUGACCUCUCCCUAAAAGACUGAGAGUUAAACUGCACUUCUUAGCUAAAAAUGUUCACAUUCUCAGCAGCUGGUGAGAGAACAAAUGGAUUUACAUGAAGAGUGACAACAAACUAGGUCAUGCAUUAUGUAAAACUUGAAUAAAAUAUGAAGUCAGACAGUCUGUCCUCCGUGUCUGCGUUCAGGCGGAAAUGUGGGUCGCAUGAUAUUUAGCAGCACUCAGAGCCCAAAACACUGUAGUUUUUCAUUAAAAUGUAAACAUGGAAACCAAAUAACACACUAGACCAGAAAAUAAAACAGGAGAGUAUCUGCUUAGAAGAUAAUCAUGAGAGCAGAACUGAAAAAAACAUUACCAAAAGAAGACGCAUGCAAAAAAAAAGACUAAUCAAAGUCACUUGAAGGUGUCCAAAGGCUCUAACAAAGCCCAACUAGAAAACAAAUGAUCUCUUCAAGAACCUCUCAUUACACAUAAUGGUGUUUAAAUGACCCUGUAAACCCCUAAAAACUGAUGAUAAUGUACAAACUCUUUGUUUUUGAAAAAAUUACAGCUAACUUUAGAUCAGAACACCACAAUUGAAUCUACUCUUUACCUUUUUUAUCUUUGGUGUUGGAAAAAGAAGUGCACCUUGUUGACUUUUUUCACGCACAGAGACACUUUUACUGCACUUAAGUCGUAAAACAUGCAGAGAGAACCAAAGUUCCAACAAUGUUUUGAGGAAAAUAACAUUCAUUCGGAAUGUUUUGAGGAUAUUUCUUAUCAAAAUAAGGCUCCGAUAAGGUUAAGUUGUUGUUUUAUUUUGAACAUUCAGGGGAUGUUGGAAAAGAAAUUACAUUCUCAAGCCAACAUUUAGAAAACAUUUUCAAGCUUUCAUUGAGUCUUUGAUAACAAGAUGUGUUUUUGUUUUUUUUAAAUAAAAGGUUUCUGUAAAAUGAUGUAUUAAGAAACGUAGAACAUUUUGCUUGCAAUAUUCUGAGAACUUUGUGGGGUUGUGGUUGAUGGAACACAUUGUGCAACAUUCCCAUAAUGUUACAUGAAAACAAAGGAAGGACUUUCUCAAGGCAACAUACAGAAAAUGUUUUGAGAAGAACAUUUUUCGAAUGUCGUUAUCCUGCCUUUACGAAGAACAUUUUGGAAACUAAAAAAAACCCAAAACAUUAAUAGAACUUUGCAGAACUUUCGCUGAACUUUUAGAACAAAACUUUUUUCUUCGGGUCAAGGUCUAAUCAGCAGUUAGUCCACUUUUAUAAGUUGCAUUAACACAACUUAGAUUUGAGUUAAAGUAAAAGCAAAGGUGGAAUCAUUUCUGUCUGUCACUAAUUAUUUUUGCAGUGCUGCUCUGACAGAAACAUUCUUUCAUAUCUUGUGAA
Acanthochromis polyacanthus (spiny chromis) is the source of this 3307-nucleotide messenger RNA. RefSeq names its product zinc-binding protein A33-like. The record is from RefSeq and is a predicted model, not a curated record. Lineage: Eukaryota; Metazoa; Chordata; Actinopteri; Pomacentridae. Gene Ontology annotation, molecular function: protein binding; zinc ion binding. The coding region runs from base 1 to 1659 and encodes 552 amino acids. The transcript is spliced from 6 exons.